AACUCAUGUAACAGAAAUAGAAGGUCAGAAACGUCGUAAUCAAAACAAACUGAAUACAAAUUUGGCAGAAAAUUUAAUUUUUUGUUUUUUCAAUCAGCUUCGAGAAAUGAGAUUAAAAUUUUCUAUUUUUAUAAGUCUAUGAAGAAUGGACCUCAUUUAAGAAAUCUAUCGUCUCUUGGGAAUUCCUUUAAAGAACAUUAAGCAGUAUGGUAUGCUUUUGAUGAAGCUAUAUGCUUGGAAUGGACACCAGAUGAAUAUAUACCAGAUUUUUUUUACGAUCUCAGAAAGCUCUCGUGUAUCUGAACGACUUCAUCACUGGAUUGAUUUAACUCUUGGUUAUAAAUGGUCUCUGAAACAAAUGGAUUUGUUUUUGGUUUUUUUUUGCCCUCCCCCAUCUAUCUAUCUACUUGGAGAUGGUUGGAGGAAAAAACAGGAGCAAAUAGUUCGAGAUGGUGAAAGUGAGCAAGGCUCUCAAUUAUGCGCUUUCAUUGGGAUUGGAAAUUCUGAUCAAGAAAUGCAACAGUUAGAUUUCAAUGGCAAAGCAAGUACUCAUUGUGUAAAAACUUAAGUCUUUUUAUUUAUUGAUUUACUUUUCUUUUUUAAUGUAUAUUUUAUAAAAUUUACAUCAUGCUGCUUUUCAUUUUUCUUAAAUUUAAGUAAAAUUUUUAAAACAAAUAGAAUGUUGGCACAACUUUUAUCAGAACUUAAAAACAAGGCAAUAAGUCUAGCUGAUUCUUAAUAUAACUUUUUAAAUUAUUUCAAGUAUUGGUGGAGAAAAACUUAACCUUUUUGUUACCAAGCAAAAAGUAACAGUUUUCAAAUUCAAUGAAAAUUUAUGAAUAGAAAUUUAUAAAUUAUCAGCAUAUAGAAUUGAAAGAUUGUCUGCUUGCUUAUUUUUAAUAUCAUUUAACAUUUAUUUAACUUAGUAUUAUUAACGAACAUUGAUGUUGAUCAGGUUCAUUCGUGGAUCAUCUAGUUCAGUAAAAUAAAUAUUUGUGAAUUGUAUUUAUUGAAAUAUUUAAUGAACAGGAAAUUUUUUCCUGUGAUAUUGUGAUACUGUGUGUGAUAAACUGAAGUGAAUAAUCCACUCACAGUUAAAGAGGAGUUUAGUGUAUAGUAAAAUAAUUAUUAUAGGGUAAAUUUUGAAUGAAAACAUUGAAUAAGAAAGAGCAAAAAACACAAUUUCUUUAUUAUCACUAUUGUGUAAAAAUGUUGUUUCUAAUGUCACUUGCCACACGAGCAAGCCUGUUGGGUGAAACCGUGCAAAUUUAAGGCAGAGCUGUGUAAAAAUUGUUCACAUGAUUCAAAAACACAAAUAAUUUUAACAGAAUUGAUAUCAUUAUUUUUUUCAUUCCAUUUAAAUUUGAAGAAAUCUUUAAGUUAAAAGAAAAAUGGUAUUGAUUUCUAUUUCAUUUAUGCACUGAUUUUGCUCUAGAUGUUGGAAAAUUCUGUUGAUUUCAUGGUAUUUUGUGUAGUUAAAAAAUUUUACUUAUUUAUUAUAAACCAUGAUCUUAUUUCGCAUUGAAUAAUUUUGUUAAUUGAAUACUGUUCUAUUCAAAGUUUCAAGGGGUAUUUGUAACGUUGUUAACUGUUUUAAUAAAUUACGUAAAAUAUUAAACAAAUUUGUCUUAGACAAUUCGAAGCAAGUUUCUGGAAAUUCAAGAAUUUAAAAAUUUUUUUUGAUGUUUGAAAAUAAUUCAAUUUUUAAAAUCAUCCUUCACUCUUGUUUUGCAUUAAGGGACUUUAGAAUUAAUAAUUUUAUUAUUUUCUCUAAUAUAUUAUAUUAUUAUUAUUAUUUUUUUUUUUUGAAGAUUGUUAGGGAAAAAACAUAUUUUUAAUGGUAUUUUUUGCUUUAUUUCUAUGAUAAAACAACUAAAUUUCAUUGUAUUUAAUGCAUUAGUUACUGAGCAUUAAAACUCCUAACACUUGUUAUAUUUGGAUAUCUUAGUAAACUGAAAAUAAUAAUAACAUUUUAUUAUUAUUGAUUCCUGAUAUUUAUUCCGAAGUUUGUUAUAUUCUAAUGUUUUUUA
Parasteatoda tepidariorum (common house spider) is the source of this 2030-nucleotide messenger RNA. NCBI's taxonomy places the organism in Eukaryota, Metazoa, Arthropoda, Arachnida, Araneae, Theridiidae. The record is from RefSeq and is a predicted model, not a curated record.